AUGUGGACUAAAGGAGUUUUUUCCUUGUUUAACAAAGAUGUCGAGGAGGGCUAUCCCGAAGACCGGGAUAAUCUGCAGCCGCUGAUCACCAUGAGCAGUGGCCAUGGGGAACAUUUCCGAACUCGGGCUACCAGACCACAGCAAUUGGGUUUAUCGAACGCUUCGUCAGAAUCGUCCCACUCGGACAUUCACAAGUUGCAUUUGUACGACCAGACGCCAUCGGUGGUGUCCACGCCAGACAUCACGCCAGCGGCUGAUGUCGAAGAGCAAUGGCCGAGGAAAUGGAGACGCAGCGACCGCCGCCUCAGGAGGCUUAACACGGAGCUCCUCGAGGCCAUAGAGAAUCAUGAGGUAGAAGAAGUGGAAAGAUUGCUUAAUGCUGGUGCGAAUCCGAACGCAACUUGUCGCAUGGACUUCGUUUCUGCGUGUCACUUAGCCGCUAUAAGCGGUGGGGACGCACUCAGCCUGCUGUUGAAGUUUGGCGCUGAGAAGCACCGAUUGGACCUUCUUGGACGCACGCCCCUUCACCUCGCUGCAUUCGCCGGCAACGCCAGGCAGGUGGCCAUUUUGCUCGACUUCCCCGAAGAAAUACAAGAUAGGGUUGAGAGUGACAUGAUAUCAGAUGCCGAAGAAGAAGUCAAGAGAAUAUGCCAAGUGACCAGGGAAAUGGUGAAUGUACGCUGCGACCUCGGUUUGAUAAGACAUCUCCUACCCAAGACGUGGAAAGACAACAUAGAUCACAACUGCAGAGACAUUAAAGGAAGCUUGCCGCUUCUACAGCCGGGCUGGACGCCACUACACGUGGCGGCCUCUUGCGCUCGCAUGCACUGCACCCGUCUCCUUCUUGCAGCAGGCGCGGACCCAAACAUAUGCGACGAAGCAGGAAGAACGGCCCUCGACGUCACUGGUUUUGGAUAUUACUUCGAUCAGCACAUUGACGCGAAGAACUUUCUAUCAGUUCUACGGAUGCUUAUCAAUGCUGGUGCUGUCUUUAACACUAUGAAACCAAAGGGUCUAGACAACGUAAACACACCCCUGCACACAGCUGUUGAGAUGGCGGAUACUGAUAGCAUAAACGAGCUACUUGACGCUGGAGCAUCGAUUAAAUGUCUCAACGCAGCUGGACAGACACCACUACACCUUUGCGUUCAGAAGGAAUUAGAAGAACCCUUACAGAUUUUAGCUAAUUACAACUACAAAGACGCUGACCCUUUUAUAGCUAUGGUUGAUGUGAAGGACAAAGAAGGGCAUACAGUUCUUCAAGCGGCCGUUGAGGCAGCAUGGGUGCCAGGCGUUUGUGUUGCCAUAGAAGCUGGGGCUGACGUCACAUUAAAGGCAAACGAUGGAGAGACGCCAUUGCACUCGGCAGCUGCUCUCGGGAACUUGGACGUGCUUACGGAAAUCUUAAGUGUGGCAAAACAGAAGGACAUCAUCGACUGGCAGAAUGAAGAAGGGGAGACACCAUUAUUCAAGUCAAUCAUGCACGAGCACGCUGAAUGCGUUACUGCCAUACUUGAAGAGGGCGCUUCGAUCAAGAUUACGUUACCAGGUGACGUCAACGUGUUCCACGUUGCAGCUGAAGCUGGCUUUUACGGUAUCCUGAAGACACUUCUGGAAUACGACGAAGAUGUCACUAGAACCAUGAUAAAUUCUGUAACCGCCGGUGAUAGGCGAGGCUUUGGCCCCAUACACUUCGCCGUCUCCAACAAUCACGCCGAAUGCGUUGAGCUACUACUAUCGAAGAACGCCGAUGUCCGAUUGAGAACUACCUGCAGUCCCCACAAGUCUUCCACUCCUCUGCACAUAGCGGCCGUAAAAAAUCACGUCAACAUAGCCAAGACGAUACUGAGAUUCGAUAAGACCACUAUCCACGAAGUUAACAGCAUGGGAUGGUUCCCGCUUCACACUGCCAGUCACCACGGCAGCCGUGACGUCAUUUCCCUCCUGCUUCAAGAAGGCGCCGACUUAUCGGGAUACACUGAUGGCCCGAAGAAAUAUCGUCGGACGGCCGUCGACAUGAUAAUCCACAACUUAUCGAAACCAACAGAAUUCAUGGAGGAGGUCUUCGAUUCGUACAUUUCCUCAAAUUGUCAGAGCUUUCAAGACGCGAACUGCGAAAUCACAGUCGAUUAUAGGAUACUAAUGCCAACUGUCUGCGAGAUGGAGCAGAUGAAGGUCAUCGAAGCUCUCCUUAAGACUGGGAACAGAUACGGACAGAAAAGAUUGCUCGUACACCCACUAGUUGAGAGUUUUCUAUACUUAAAAUGGAAAGCGCUGUUGCCAUUCUUCUACACGAUCAUAGCCUUCUAUUCUCUCUUCGUUACAUCUUUGACGAUAUUUAUAGUAUCUGUAUUCUUUUACAAGGACACGAAAGAAAUGGCACCGUUAUGGUUAAAUGCUAACAUUUGGGGCUACAUUGUUUACGCAACGAUUUUACUAAUUCUCUUUCAGGAACUACUCUACAUGAAUGUUAAAAGCAGCCGUUAUUUCUUACAACUGGAGACGUGGGUGAAAUUCGGAUCUAUUGGUCUUGCGACUAUCCUACCACCGGCUGUGAUGAUCAGCUCUUGGUUGUCCGCUGAAUGGCCAAGACAUGUGGCAACACUGGCCCUGUUGUUGUCGUGGUUAGAACUCAUGUUUCUGCUGUCGCGAUUUCCAAACGGCGGUUACUACGUUCUCAUGUUCGGAAAAGUUGCGUCCAAUGUUAUACGUAUUUUACUUACAUUUGCGUUUUUCAUCAUCGGAUUCGCCUUAAGUUUUAUGAUACAAUUCCAUUCGCAAAUGCCAUUCGAAGGCCCUUGGGCAGCUCUUGUCAAGACAAUGGUUAUGAUGACGUCAGAAUUCGAUUACGUGGCGCUUUUCGACGAGGAACAUUCAAAGGAUCUCGCCACUUCGCUCAUAGUAGUACGCAUCGUGUUUAUAAUCUUCGUAAUAUUAGCCGCAAUAGUACUCAUGAAUUUACUAGUUGGUGUCGCCGUAAAUGACAUCAACGACUUGGAAGUAUUAGGCAAUAUCAGACGGCUGGCCAAACAGGUGGAAUUCCUCAGCACUUUGGACAACCUUGUUUAUAACAAGUUUUUCGAUAAAAUUCUACCUAAACAAAUAAAUAAACAAAUAAGGAACAAGAGGAAAGUGUUUGGAAUGAUUGUGCUGUGUCCUGGCAAACCAAGAUGGCGACAUAAUAAAGUGAUGCCAACUCGUAUACGCGAUGCCAUAAUGAACAAAGCGCAAGAACAGAAAAAACAGAUAGAAGAGGAAUUAGGAAUGCAAAUGUUUAACAAGAAACUAGACGAAAUGUACGAAAUUAUAACUAAAAGGGAUCAAUAUCACAAAAACCAAAUAGCGUUGGACAAAACCGAAAACCCAAGUUGUAAAAUUAAAGUGCAACAGGAAGAAAUUAUGAAAUGCUUAAACCAUUUAGACGAUGGUAUGGCAAAAAUGAAAGUUCAAAUUAAUGGAACCGUUGAAGAUUCAAAGUCAUCUAUUGAAAAAUUAAAUGUAAAAGUAGAUCAAAUGUCCUUGGAAAUAGAAGAAAUUAAACUAUUCCUGAGCAGAUUAGAAAGCAAAUUAGUUGAUAAAUUG
Molecule: messenger RNA, 3582 nt
Organism: Iphiclides podalirius (scarce swallowtail)
Lineage: Eukaryota; Metazoa; Arthropoda; Insecta; Lepidoptera; Papilionidae
Source: the annotation of a GenBank genome assembly